Molecule: messenger RNA, 1512 nt
Organism: Acanthosepion pharaonis
Lineage: Eukaryota; Metazoa; Mollusca; Cephalopoda; Sepiida; Sepiidae
Source: the annotation of a GenBank genome assembly
AUGAGACGACCUUCGAUAUCCACUGAUCCUCCAUUCAUUUGCUCAAACUCACCAAAUAGACGACCCCUCUUGAUAUCCUUUGUUCCUCCAUUCAUUUGGCUCAAACUCACCAAACGACCUCUGAUAUCCACUGUUCCUCCAUUCAUUUGCUCAAACUCACCAAAUAGACGACCUCUGAUAUCCCUUUUUGUUCCUCCAUUCAUUUGCUCAAACUCACCAAAUAGACGACCUCUGAUAUCCACUUCGUUCCUCCAAUCAAAUUUGCUGAUAUCCCUUGUUCCUCCAUUCACAAAUCACCAAAUAGACGACCCUCUGAUAUCCCUGUUCCUCCAUUCAUUUGCUCAAACUCACCAAAUAGACGACCCUCUGAUAUCCUUUUACGACCCUCUGAUAUCCACUUUUUCCCAUUCAUUUGCUCAAACUCACCAAAUAGACGACCCCUCUGAUAUCCCUUGUCCUCCAUUCAUUUGCUCAAACUCACCAAGCAGACGACCCUCUGAUAUCCUUGUUCCUCCAUUCAUUCACCAAGUGGACGACCCUCUGAUAUCCCUUUUGUUCCUCCAUCAUAUUCUGCUUCAAACUCACCAAAUAGACGACCCUCUGAUAUCCACUGUUCCUCCAUUCAUUUGCUCAGUAAAACACCAAGUAGACGACCCUCUGAUAUCCACUCUCCUCCAUUCAUUUGCUCAAACUCACCAAAUAGACGACCCUCUGAUAUCCACUGAUGCUCAAACUCACCAAACGAGCCCUCUGAUAUCCACUGUUCCUCCAUUCAUUUCUCAAACUGCUCCAUUCAUUUGCAUUCAAACUCACCAAAUAGACGACCCUCUGAUAUCCACUGUUCCACCAUUCAUUUGCUCAAACUCACCAAAUGGACGUUUCCUCCAUUCAUUUUCUGAUAUCCCUCUGUUCCUCUGUUCCUCAUUUGCUCAAACUCACCAAGUGGACGACCUAUCUGAUACUCCAAACGACCCUCUGAUAUCCACUGUUCCUCCAUUCAUUUGCUCAAACCUCCAUCCCUGUUCCAUUCAGCUCCAAACUCACCAAAACGACCCUCUGAUAUCCACUGUUCCUCCAUUCAUUUGCUCAAACUCACCAAAUAGACGACCCUCUGAUAUCCACUGUUCCCUCCGUUCAUUUGCUCAAACUCACCAAAUAGUAGACGACCUUCUGAUAUCAAACUCACCACUGACCCUCCUCCAUUCAUUUGCUCAAACUCACCAAAUAGACGACCCUCUGAUAUCCACUGGUUCCCUGUUCCCAUUCAUUUGCUCAAACUCACCAAAUAGACGACCCUCUGAUAUCCCUGUUCCUCCAUUCAUUUGCUCAAACUCACCAAAUAGACGACCCUCUGAUAUCCUGUUCCUGUUCCUCCAUUCAUUUGCUCAAACUCACCAAAUAGACGACCUUCUGAUAUCCACUGUUCCUCCAUUCAUUUGCUCAAACUCACCAAAUAGACGACCCUCUGAUAUCCACUGUUCCUCCAUUCAUUUGCUCAAACUCACCAAAUAG